AUGCGUGCAAAGCCUCCCAGGCAGCCAGUCGGAGCGGCAGCUGUGAGGGAAGAUGCGCCAGGGCCGUCUAGACGCCAGACGGUGCUGAGCCUCGUCACCGGCAUUUUCUUGGCAGGCGUGGGGCCCUCGUACGCAGACCCAGCACUGGAGCAGACGUCGGCAGCGGAGGCAGCAGCGGAGGCGAGCAGCAGAGGGGACGCGCAGGCGGCCGGUGCUGGGGCCCCAGACAGCACCGCAUCGGAGGCGCCGCUUGCUGCCGCAAGUGACGACAGCGGUCGCCAACCCCAGCCGGACGCGCCUUCGGAUUCGAGCGGCGCCGCUUCGCGAGGGGCAGGCUCUGACACUCCCGACGGCGGCGCCGAUUACGCCUCGCCGGCCAGCGACAGCGGCGCGGCGGAGCCCGGCGCGUCGACGCCGACACCUUCUGAAGCCCCCGGGGGCGGGGCCGGCAGCGUCAACGCGUCCACGCAGACCAGCGCUGCGGACGCCCCGGAGCAGCAGUCCGCGCAGCCCAACCCGUUUGCGCUGACGGAGCAGGACGCAAAGAGGCUGCUGGAUGAGGAGGACGAGCGGCGGCGGGCCAACAAGCUCAAGCGCAGGGGGCGCCUCCAGGAGCUGCAAGAGAUCCGCUCUGAGCUGGCGACCAAGGAGAUCAUCCUGCUGCAGAAGGAGGCCGAGCUGCUGGAGAAGGAGCAGACAGUCAUAGUCCUCAAGGAGGAGCUGGAGCUGGAGCGGAAGCUGCGGGCCCUGCUGACCAAAGACAAGGAGAAGGCCCAGGAGGAGGCUGCAUUGGCGCUGGGGCUCUGCGGCGCGGGCGGCGCAAUGCUGCCCUGA
This is a messenger RNA of Monoraphidium neglectum, 834 nucleotides long. RefSeq lists its product as hypothetical. The record is from RefSeq and is a predicted model, not a curated record. The transcript is spliced from 5 exons. Lineage: Eukaryota; Viridiplantae; Chlorophyta; Chlorophyceae; Sphaeropleales; Selenastraceae. The coding region runs from base 1 to 834 and encodes 277 amino acids.